UGUAGCAUCAAGAUCAAGAUCAAAACCACUGUUUUGUGUACCUUACUCUGUAACACUUAUCUUUAGUUUCAGUUAGUUAUUACUUGUGCCAUCAAAUUUAUUCGUAAUGUCCAUCGAGGAAGAUGAAGACGCCAGCCUAAAGGAGCUUGUUACCAAGACUCUGCAAACAAACGGAGUCCUGGGCAAGAUUCAGGCACAACUUCGCGCAAGUGUUUUCCUGACACUGGAGGAGGAAUUCAAUGAUAAGGGCAUUCCAUUAGUCAGCCCGCCAACACGACAAGUCUUAGGCACACAUGAGGGGGCUGUUGCUGCUUGUCUUGUGCAGGACUUUCUUCAGUGCCUUGGCCUGGAUUUCUCACUGGCAGUCUUUUCUCCAGAGUCUGGUCACCCAUCACUUUGGUCUUAUCCUGGCUCAGAGGCUCUGUCUUCCUCCCUUGGUUUAGCCUCUGGAAGAGGAAAAAGGGGCAUUAAUGAUGACAAAGGUCACAGUAUUCCUCUUUUGAUUGAACUUCUGAGAGAGAGGGAAGUUUUACCUUUAACCAUCCAGGAGCAAAAUGGGGAGGCAAGCAGCAUCUCAACCAGCAGCAGUAAUUGCAAUAGAGAACAACAUUCAGUGCAGCAAAAGAAACAACUGCAGGAUGGAGCCAGCCAUUCCCCAGACUAUUUACAAAAAGCUCCUGAGAGCCAUUUGUGGACAAAGAGAGAUACUGGAGAGAGACAUGAAGCAGAAGAAAUGCAGGCAUCACCCAGUCUCCUUCCCUUGACUCUUGAAAAUGGGAGAAAGAGAAAUGAAAUUAUUUUAGGGUCUCAGAAGACUACUGGGUUGUUAGACCUGCCUCCACCACUUGAGAGUAAACCUGAGAGUGAUACUUCCAUCAAUGGCAAAGAUAAACAAUAUGAGGAUGACUUCUCUUCCAUGAGUGAGAAAUAUGGCCAUGAUGACGAAGAGGAAGUAGAGGAAGAUAUUGAAGAAGAUCUAGGGGACAUAUCUGCAGAUGAUCUGUUGAACUCAUCUGCAUCAGGGGUUUCAGAUCUCACACAAGACCAGUCACUUUCCGAGGUCAGCGGUGCUCCAGCUUACCAAGAAAACAUUUAGUACUUUUUCAGUGUUUCUUUCCUUUCCAUAAACAAAUUUAGUUUCUUCAUCAUUGUGCUAGUGCCAUUCCAUUUCUUAGUCUAUAUUGUUGCAUAGAAGUAAUGUGUAUUGACACAAAUAAAAAAUUAACAUAUAAUGUAAUGUGGAAGAAUGAAUUUUCUAAGAACUCAUGGAUACUGAGAUUUUUUUUUUUAUUUAUUUAUUUAUUUAUUUAUUUUUUUUUUAUCCAUGUGUAGGUAUCAUGUUGAGAUAUAAGGUAGAUUGUUGUCAUCUACAUAUCAUAUGCAAUAGAUACUUAAAUAUGAUGAGAGCCAACAAGACUUUUAAUCUUAGGAUUCUAAAACAGAUAUUCUAUUCAAGAUCUUAACACAUCUCAGAACCAACACAUCAAACUAUUACAAUAAAGAUUUUUGCUACUGUAACAAACGGUUGUUAUACAAUACCAAAUACUUUUUUUUUUUUUUGUCAGACUGAACUUAUUCCAUCCAUCACCACACCACUACAGUUCCUCACACGUUCGACUGCACUACAGCAGUUGUUGUAUGCCUUAAAACCAUCCCUCCCUGCCACCCGUCCAUAUGUUAGAGCCUAUUAGGGGUACUGUAUUGCUCUAGCAUGUCUUUGAUUGCUACUGCAAAUUAUAAAAUAUGCUUGAGAAAGAUAAUCAGUCACAUAGUGAGACCCUCCAUUAACAUGUAAAAUCAACAUGAUUGUAAUGCAAAAUUAAAGUAGUAUAUAAGUUUUUGAAAUUAAUAAAUGUUUUAACAAUU
Portunus trituberculatus (swimming crab) is the source of this 1866-nucleotide messenger RNA. RefSeq names its product centrosomal protein 43-like. Gene Ontology annotation, cellular component: centrosome. NCBI's taxonomy places the organism in Eukaryota, Metazoa, Arthropoda, Malacostraca, Decapoda, Portunidae. The record is from RefSeq and is a predicted model, not a curated record. Bases 107 to 1096 code for a protein of 329 amino acids. The transcript is spliced from 8 exons. Gene Ontology annotation, biological process: microtubule anchoring.